This is a messenger RNA of Fusarium tjaetaba, 1008 nucleotides long. RefSeq names its product DUF1713 domain protein. Gene Ontology annotation, cellular component: mitochondrion. The transcript is spliced from 2 exons. The record is from RefSeq and is a predicted model, not a curated record. NCBI's taxonomy places the organism in Eukaryota, Fungi, Ascomycota, Sordariomycetes, Hypocreales, Nectriaceae. Gene Ontology annotation, biological process: mRNA processing. Bases 1 to 1008 code for a protein of 335 amino acids.
AUGUUGCCUUCUUCUAUGCGCCGAGUCGUCUCCUCAGCCGUCUCCUCGACCCCUCAGACCGGUGUCGUUUCCGUCCUCGCCUCAGCCACUUCAAAGACCACUCCCGUCUUUGUUCGAAAUCAGCAGCGACGAUGUUCUUCUUCAAAACCCUCGAAGUCCGAUAAUGGCGCCAACGAGAUCUCGGCUGGCCAGUCGGUGCCUGCUGCUACAUCACCCAAGUCUGGCAAUGAGAAGCGAAAGCGAAAGAGCAGCAAGGAUGCUUCCGAUCGAGCGGCUUCAAUGAGAAAGUUGCCAAGCGUUCCCAACACGCAUCACAUGUCACAAGAAGCUCUGGGACUAUCAAGUUUCUUCUCACUACACAGGCCCAUCUCGGUUACUCAGACCAUACCCCGAGCGGUUUCCGAUGAGCACUUCGCCUCCAUCUUUGCCUCCCGAACCAGAAGCAAUAAGAUGGCCGAUACAGAUUCCACUCUCUCCAGCGCUAUCGAACAGUUGGAAGGGCCUAUGGCUCAGAUGACCAUUGGUGGAGGACACGAGGGCCAGGAAGGAAUGCACAAGGUUGAUAUCAAGAACCCCGAUGGUACCGAGUCCAGCAUGUACCUCCAAAUCGACACCAUGUCAGGUGAAUUCCUGCCUUUCCGGCCUCCACCUCUGCCUCAACCUCAGGCUGCUGGUCAGGCAGAUAGUGCCGUUGCCGACAUCGAAGCUGCCGAAGACGUUCCCCAACACCGGAUGUACAAGGCUCUUUUCACCAUCGAGGAGUCCAUCGAUCCUGAUGGUCAAGUCCGCAUCAUGGCCCACAGCCCUCAGAUUGUGCAGGACAACCAACCGCGAAGUUUCCUUGAGCGUCUGGCUCUUCGCCAGCUCAAGUUCGACGAGGCCCAGGGCCGCCGAGACAUGCACGCCAUCAGCGUGAAGCGACAACGAAAGCUCAGGAUGAAGAAGAAGAAGUACAAGAAACUUAUGAAGAGGACGCGAGUCCUGCGCCGCAAGUUGGAUCGAACUUAG